GUGCGCUGAGGUGGAAGGAAGAUCUAAUGAAGAAAGCAUCCGACGCAUUCCUGCAGCGACGGCUCAACACUCCGAACCUAAGGAAGCUCGUCUACGGAGAAGCGCUGGCCGCGGAGGAGGGCAGCGAGGAUGAGGAGGAGGUCGGCGGACUGUUCCACGUUGCGACGAAGGAGGGAGGGUCGUCCCGGAGGGGCAGAGCCACGAUCAACGGCCUCGACUGCACCCGCCAGCCUGCGUCCGCCUCCGCCGCCGCCGCGCGCGACUGGGACUCGGACGCGGUGCGUACGAUGCCCGCCAGGGGGCGCCGGCGGCGUCGGAAAGUCGCGUGCGUCGCGAUGUGA
Priapulus caudatus is the source of this 341-nucleotide messenger RNA. RefSeq names its product ribosome biogenesis protein BMS1 homolog. The record is from RefSeq and is a predicted model, not a curated record. NCBI's taxonomy places the organism in Eukaryota, Metazoa, Priapulida, Priapulimorpha, Priapulimorphida, Priapulidae.